Messenger RNA from Heteronotia binoei (common prickly gecko), 1114 nucleotides. RefSeq names its product C-C chemokine receptor type 5-like. NCBI's taxonomy places the organism in Eukaryota, Metazoa, Chordata, Lepidosauria, Squamata, Gekkonidae. Gene Ontology annotation, molecular function: C-C chemokine receptor activity. The transcript has a single exon. The record is from RefSeq and is a predicted model, not a curated record. The coding region runs from base 12 to 1085 and encodes 357 amino acids. Gene Ontology annotation, biological process: inflammatory response; chemotaxis; G protein-coupled receptor signaling pathway. Gene Ontology annotation, cellular component: cytoplasm; membrane.
CAAACUGCAAGAUGGACAUUCCUACAGACAUUCCAGAAGAGGAAAUGGAAACCACAACAUAUGACUAUGAGGAUAACGCUGGACCAUGUUCCAAUGAUGGUGUACAACAAUUUGGUUCCAGUUUCCUGCCGCCAUUUUAUUAUUUGGUGUUCACAUUCGGUCUGGUGGGCAAUGCCCUAGUUGUGAUGAUUCUCAUGAGAUAUAAAAAAAUCAAGAGCAUGACUGAUGUCUACCUGCUAAAUUUAGCAAUUUCAGACUUGCUCUUCAUUUUCUCACUCCCGCUUUGGGCAUAUAAUGCCGCAGACCAGUGGGUAUUUGGGAAUGUAAUGUGCAAGAUUCUCUCUGGAAUUUAUCUUGCAGGCUUCUACAGUGGAAGUUUUUUUAUAAUCCUUUUGACUGCUGACAGGUACCUGGCAAUAGUCCAUGCAGUGUUUGCAUUAAAAGCCAGGACAGUUGUCUAUGGCAUCUUCACAAGUGUCAUCACAUGGGGUGUGGCACUUUUUGCCUCUGUGCCGGAGAUAGUAUUUAACACAUGUAAAAUGGAAGAGGGCCGCUUGAAAUGCACUCCUGAUUACCCACUAACUUCCUCGAUCAACUGGAAUCAAUUCAACGUUUUAAAAACCAACCUCAUUGGCCUGGUCUUACCAAUACUUGUCAUGACUUUCUGCUAUACAAAGAUCAUAGCGAACCUGAUGAGAUGCAGGAAUGUGAAAAGGAACAAAGCAGUCAGGCUUAUUUUUAUCAUCAUGGUCAUUUAUUUCACCUUCUGGGCUCCAUACAAUAUUGCUAUUCUUCUCCAUACAUUCCCAGGUUUGUUUUCUCUUGACAAUUGCAACAGCAACAGCAGACUGGUUAUAGCCAUAGAAGUUACUGAAGGAAUAGCUAUGUCCCAUUGUUGCAUCAACCCUAUGAUCUAUGCCUUUGCUGGUGAGAAGUUCAGAAAAUAUAUUUGCAGCUUUUACCGAAGGGACAUUGCUCUCAGGCUCUCAAAAUAUAUCCCAGUGUUGUAUUCAGAGACUCCAGAACGAGCAAGUUCCACAUAUACUCCAUCUACUGGGGAGCAUGAGAUCUCAGCUGUGUUGUAAAGGAUGUCCAUUGAGAAUAAGUAUCAUUG